GAGGCGUCUCAGGCGUGGAGGGCGUGUGCCAAGUGCGAUACCUAAGCUCUGUAUUGUUGAUGUCAUCUACCUAGGUACGAGACUCCCAGGCUGUAUUCCUCGCCCAACUCUACCACUCCACCACUCCACCACCCGCCUCUACGCCGCUAGAACAUCACGCCGGACUCCCGCACCGAAACUUUAGGGCGUCGCCCCUCCUCCAUCUGUACUCCUUCGCCCUCCAGACAACCGCCGUGCCCUUCAUGGCGGAACCGGCCCUGGCUGCUCCAAAGGUGGCGGUCAAGCCGUCCCCAGCUCCAUCCGCCGCCACUUCGACAGAGGCCUCGACGGCCGCGACCCCAGCCACUGCUCCAGUUGAGAAGGCACCGGAUGACACGUCGAAAUUGCGGACUUUCUUGGGUAUACUCCGGAAAUUCAUGGGGGUUGCAGACAUUGCUGCUGUUCGCUUUUCUCUGCCUGCUCAACUGCUAGAGCCCACCCCGAAUCUCGAGUACUGGAAUUAUCUGGACCGACCCGAGACAUUCAUCAGUAUUGGCGACUCGGAAGAGGCCCUCGGCCGUAUGCUUGGAACGCUACGUUUUUGGUUUACAAAGGACUUGAAAUACGUGAAAGGGAAACCAUGUAAACCCUACAAUUCGACUCUCGGAGAGUUCUUCCGGUGUAAUUGGGAAGUCGAAGACACUGCGCCGCCUAUCAAACACGCACCGGACGGCAAAUCCACUAGCAGCGCUGCUAGCACAGCAUCGACGAAGUCUACAAAGAAUGUCAGGAUCUCAUACCUCACGGAGCAAACAUCACAUCAUCCGCCGGUUUCAGCAUUCUUUGUCGACUGUCCGGAAAAGGGAAUCAUUGCACGCGGUUUCGACCAGUUGAGCGCAAAGUUCACCGGAACCAGCAUUCGUGUCACUCCGGGAGCACACAAUUUGGGCAUCUUCAUAGAAUUGCAAAAUUGGGGUGGUGAGCAAUAUCAGCUAACUCAUCCGGCUGCUCAUUUAGGGGGCCUACUUAGAGGCUCUCUUAGCGUAAGCGUUGCCGAUACCUGUUACGUGACUUGUGCGAAAACCCGAAUAAAAGUCAUCCUGGAAUAUCUCGAAGAGGGCUGGCUAGGACGGACACAGAACAAGGUUCAAGGCGUCAUCUUUACGUACGAUCCCGAGAAUGAUACCAAGGCAAAGAUAAAAGAUGUGCCGGACAAAGACGUUCUGGGAAGAAUCGAAGGCAAUUGGCAGGACAAGGUUUACUACACCCUCGGGAGCCAGGCUUUCGCGAAGAAUACAGAGAAACUUCUUCUCAUAGAUUUGAACCCCCUUUUCCCUGUUGCGAAAUUGGUCCCACCGAUUGAGGAUCAGCUCAGCAAUGAGUCCCGAAAGUUUUGGGCCGGCGUCACGGAUGCGAUUCUCAACAAACAAUUCGGCCUCGCGACGCAGCUGAAGCAAGAGCUCGAGGAGCGUCAAAGGGAAAAGGCAGCAGACCGGAAAGCGAGAAACUCGGAGUGGCAACCGCGGUUUUUCACAGGCGCAACAACGCCGAUUGGAAAGCCAGAUCUGACGAAGGAUGGAGAAGAUGUGCUGAAAGGUCUGCACACCAACAACUUCAACUUGGAACCUAACAAGGAGUUGGGCGCAUGAUCUGAGCCGCGAGGCAUCCUAACGAAGGGCAGACAAUAGAGGAUUUAUUGGUCAAAACACGGGAGUAAACAACAGCCACGCAUGGUAUAGAGCCCCAGAGCAUACUUUUUGCAAAUCAUGGGUGGAGUCAUAUGUUGGGUCUUAUAGUCCGGUUUUGGAUAUUCGUUUUUUUUGUCCCGCAGAGGCUUUAGUCGAGUCAUGUAUUGGGUAGAUUGUAUAUAUCUUUAUGGUUAUCCAAGAGCCGUCUGGAAUCUGAAGCCUUUACCUAUGAUCCAAGCAACUCGCAGGGUUUCUCGCCCAGCUCCAAGCUCAUUCAAUUAGGUCAGGUCAAAAGUUACAUAUCCCAAACGAGCACUGUACGAUUGAGGUGUCUGUAUUUGGCUUUCAAUGAAGCUUCGGAGAGCCCAUGACAACAGAGUCU
Mytilinidion resinicola is the source of this 2049-nucleotide messenger RNA. RefSeq lists its product as uncharacterized. Gene Ontology annotation, biological process: exocytosis; piecemeal microautophagy of the nucleus; endocytosis. NCBI's taxonomy places the organism in Eukaryota, Fungi, Ascomycota, Dothideomycetes, Mytilinidiales, Mytilinidiaceae. The transcript has 8 exons. Gene Ontology annotation, molecular function: sterol binding. The coding region runs from base 243 to 1628 and encodes 461 amino acids. Gene Ontology annotation, cellular component: membrane; cytosol; intracellular membrane-bounded organelle. The record is from RefSeq and is a predicted model, not a curated record.